Linum tenue is the source of this 3371-nucleotide messenger RNA. NCBI's taxonomy places the organism in Eukaryota, Viridiplantae, Streptophyta, Magnoliopsida, Malpighiales, Linaceae. The record is from the annotation of a GenBank genome assembly.
UGCCAAACAGAAAAAGGGAAGAUUAAUAUGAGCAAGGAAGCAAAAUGGGAUGGCUCACGUCUGUCCUCUUCUUCCUCUUCGCGGCAGCAUCUCUUCUAAAACCCUAACCCUAACGUAAACCUCCCUCUUUCUUUCUUUCCCUCUCAUUUUCCGAUUGGUCGCGCCAUGAGCCAAGACUCCAUGGACGUUGAUCAAUCCUCGCAAUCCCAGACCCUGCGCACCCUAACCGCGGGGCCGCUUUCUUCUUCACUCUCCAGCCUCGCCGCGUCUUCUCGCACCAUUCCUUUCAACAAGGACUUCCACUUCUUCUACAACUUCGACGAGUUCAAGUCCCCCGUCAAGCGAAUCUCCACCAAAUCGCAAUUGCUCCUCCAAUCAAUCGGCUCCUCCGGCGCCGUCCUCAAGGACGAGAUUGAAUUCCCAGGCGAUGGCGAUAUCGACUGCGUGGAGGCCUCCGAUUGGCUCGUUAACGUGAACGACGAUAUAUUCGAGCGCUUCGACUCGUCUGCCGAUGAGUUUGAGGUAGUGCGCAAGAGCCAGGAGGAAAAUGCUGCUCGGAACAACUCGGUUAUGGACAGCGAUGGUUUCCAGACCGUCUGCGGGAAGAAGAAGAAGAAGAACGUUUGGAUCAACCCACAGAGUGGAUUGGCUGGUAGCUCCGUCAGUAAUUCCACCGGGGACUCGGCAGUGAAGGUUGCUGAUAGGAAGGGAAAUGCAGGUGGGAAAGCAAAGAUCCCGUUCCAUAUUCCGUCGAUUAAAAGGCCGCAGGAGGAGCAUAACAUAUUGGUAAAUAAUUCCAAUCAGCCAUUUGAGCAUGUCUGGCUGGAAAGGAGUGCCGAUGGAUCGCGGUUCGUUCAUCCCCUGAUCUCUGAUAUAUUCUAUGGUAAUAUUUCUUGCGAGCAGGAAAAGCUUUCUUUUUUGGAUUUUGUGGACAAAGAUGCUGGCAGUAUUGAGCCGCUGGUUCCACCUGCUGUAGAGAGUACCCCAUUCAAGCUUGUCAAGGAUGUCAAGGAUUUGAAGGAGCUGGCUGCGAAAUUGCGUGCUGUUAAUGAAUUUGCGGUUGAUCUGGAGCAUAAUCAAUAUCGUUCUUUUCAAGGAUUGACAUGCUUGAUGCAAAUUUCUACAAGAACUGAGGAUUUCAUUCUAGACACCUUAAAGCUUCGUAUACAUGUUGGUCCUCAUCUUAGGGAAAUUUUCAAGGACCCAACCAAGAAAAAGAUCUUGCAUGGAGCUAAUCAAGACAUUGUGUGGCUUCAGAGGGACUUUGGAAUAUAUAUAUGCAAUAUGUUUGACACGGGACAGGCCUCAAGAGUGCUGAAACUGGAGAGGAAUAGUUUGGAAUAUCUUUUGAAUCACUUUUGUGGAGUUGUUGCUAACAAAGAAUACCAGAAUGCAGAUUGGAGGUUGCGUCCUCUUCCUAGUGAGAUGAUUAGAUAUGCUAGAGAAGAUACCCAUUAUCUGUUAUACAUUUAUGAUCAGAUGAGAUGCUUGUUGCAUUCAAUGCCUGAAGAAACUGAAAGUUCCGAAGCUCCCUUGGUGGAGGUGUACAAGAGAAGUUAUGAUGUUUGCAUGCAGUUGUAUGAGAAAGAGCUUUUAACAGAGGAUUCGUAUCUGCAUAUGUAUGGGUAUGCUCUCGUUCCUCUGAGAGUUCUUUACUGGAGUCUAGACUUUGGAGCAUUCUUAUAUGGCCCUGUUUCAAGUGAACUGCCAUCUAUUUCUUGCUUUUCUCUACUGCUCUUGCCAAGUGCCAACUUCAGUGCUCAUCAGCUUGCUAUUGUUGCAGGCCUGUAUGAAUGGAGAGAUGUUGUGGCUCGUAACGAAGAUGAGAGUACUGGUUAUAUAUUACCAAACAAAGUUCUACUCGAGAUCGCCAAGCAGAUGCCUCUAUCAACUGGCAAGUUGCAUCGUGUACUCAAAUUGAAGCACCAGUAUAUUGAGCGGCACCUCAGCUCUGUUGUACAAGUCGUUAGGCAUCAAAUGCAAAAUGCUGCUGCAUUUGAAGCUGCUGCGCAGCAAUUAAAGGAAUUGGCCUUGGAAAUGGCCUCACGAGAUACAGGUAAAUCAAACAAUGGCUCAGAAGUUCAAGAUUUGAAAAAUGCCGCCACUCCCUUAGGAACUCCAAAUGUUGGAGCACAAAAGAAUCAUGGUACCGAUGCAAAACAUGCCAGCACAAGUCUGCUGCCAGCAGUCAGUCCUUCAAAGAUUGAGAAGAAGCAUUUGGUGUACGGUAUCAGCGAAAAUGGGAAACUCGGUGUGGAGAUGACAAGAAGGGUUCCUCAAUCAAUGAAUCGGAGAGCAUCAGUUGUCUCAAAAGGCUCUGACUCGCUGUCAGAUUUGUCUCCUAGUGCAAAGGUUUCAGGUUCCACAGUACAGGUGCAAAAGAAGACAGGAGGCAUCUUCGGAUCAAUACUAGGAAAUGCUGCCUUGAAGCGGCGAGCUGAUACCGAUAAUAGGGAUCAAAGAGACACGAAGCUGGAAAAGAUUAAAUCCUCGGUUAGCCUUCCUUUUCACUCAUUUGCAGGGAGAGAUGAUGAGCUGCCAUCAAAACCAGAAAUAAAAAAGGAGGCUGCAGGUGUUUCACAGCCUGAAGAACACGCAGCUGCUGCCCCGGCUCGUGAGAUAAUAAUGCUGGAUUCAGAGUCCAGUGAUUUAGGAUUGGAAACCGAUUCAGAACUGGAGAUUGAUGAAUCGGAGGAUGAAUUCAGAGUGAAGAAGGAACCAGCCGAGUCUCCAUCGCAAGGAGACGAUGAAGCUGAAGAACCAGUUUCUGUAUCUGAUCUGUCUCUGGAACCAAGUGGUCUGUCCGAGCUGAAGCCAUUUGACUAUGCUGCUGCAGCGGAAAAACUGUUGAAGUUUGAGCGGCAACGGCCCGGGCCUGCUAAAGAAUCGGAAGAAGGGGUUGUGGAUAGAAAGAAGGCGGGCUUGAUGGAGUUAGUUAGAGGGAAAAAAUCGGCUGGCGGCAGCAGUGAGAAAGGCGACGACGGAACAUCGUCGGAAUUUCGGCCUGGUCGGAGGCGCCAUGCUUUUCCUGCAAGUGGCAACCGGAGUUACAGUUAUCGGUGACAUGGUAGUCUCUCUCUGUGUUUCGGUGUCCACUCUCCACUGUUGUAAAUUAUUACAGAAAGAAAAAAAAAGCGAGUUUUCUUGGGAUGUAAAAACUAGCUCAAAAUGCCGAAUGCAAGCAGUGGCCGGUUGGUCUUUUAUUAGUUUCCUCUUUAUUCCUGCAAAUGGCGCUUAAUGUGUGGAAUCCAUGAAAUACAGAAAUGCAUUUUUCAAAAUUGACUAGAAAGAAGCUCAGAGAUUCGAACUUAAGCACUUCAGAUUCAACACUGAUGUUAUUACCACAUGAUCAAGCCUUUUUUUAUUUUUAC